Molecule: messenger RNA, 838 nt
Organism: Glossina fuscipes
Lineage: Eukaryota; Metazoa; Arthropoda; Insecta; Diptera; Glossinidae
Product: thialysine N-epsilon-acetyltransferase
Exons: 4
Coding region: 182-712 (176 amino acids)
Molecular function (GO): N-acetyltransferase activity
Source: RefSeq, a predicted model, not a curated record
ACUGGCAUAUAGAUAACAAAUCAUAAUUUUACAAGAAUUUAUGUCGAAUUGAUCACAUUUAUCGGUCUAUAUGAACAGUGAUAAUUUCAAAUAUUACUGAAUUUGUUGCAUUUGUUCAGUAGCGCCGCCUUCUCAGCUAUGUUUAUAUAUGCUUUCUACGUAAAAAUACAUAACAGUUUGUAUGAAUAUUAAAAUGACAAGUCAUGGCAGAUUUAAGUUUAGACGAGGCGAGAAAGAAGAUAUGUUUGCAGUUCACGAAAUGAUUCAAGAAUUGGCCGAUUAUGAGAAAAUGAGUGAUGGUCCUCAACAAACCUUGGAAGAUUUAAAACGUGACUGUCACAUCGACUAUUGUCACAUCUAUGUUUUGGAUUACCUGAAGGAUGAAACCGAAAAAGUAAUCAUCGGUUAUGCAAUAUGUUAUUUUUCGUACUCAACAUGGCUAGGGAAGUGUUAUUUUCUGGAAGACAUCUAUGUAAGACCUGCCUAUAGACGUUUAGGAGCCGGUUCAUUUAUGUUUCGACAGAUUGCAACUCAAGCACAAGCAUAUCAAUGCAAGCGGAUUGAUUUUCAUGUGCUUUCAUGGAAUCCAGCAACGGAAUUUUAUAAAAAACUUGGAGCUUUCGAUUUGACAGAGACCGAAGCUUGGCAUUAUUACCGACUAAACGAGAAAGGAAUCAAUCAAGUGGUGAAAGGUUUAAACAACAUUGAUUGAAGUGCUAGAUGAUGCCUGCAAAGGCAAUAAGAUUUAACUUGAAUUAUAAAAUAAAAUGAAAUGGAGAACUCAUUUCCAUGUGUAUAUUCGAAUACUUCUUUGACUAUGCAAUUCGUUUGCAGAUGG